GGUCCCACAGUGCAUUGCGCAAAGCCGGCACCUAGCGGAGCGCGGUUAGAAUAACGUCGGUCCGACCGGGGCUGCUCGGCAGCUAUGGCCGCACCGAGAGAAAAUGUCAGUUUGCUAUUCAAGUUGUACUGCUUGACAGUGAUGACCCUGGUGGCUGCAGCUUACAUCAUAGCUUUAAGAUACACAAGGACAACAGACAAAGAACUCUACUUUUCAACGACAGCUGUGUGCAUCUCAGAAGUUAUAAAGUUAUUGUUAAGUGUUGGAAUUUUAGCUAAAGAAACUGGUAGUGUGGGUAGAUUCAAGACUUCUUUAAAAGAAAAUGUCUUAGGAAGCCCAAAGGAACUGAUGAAGUUGAGUGUACCAUCUCUUGUAUAUGCUGUUCAGAACAAUAUGGCUUUCUUAGCUCUUAGUAAUUUGGAUGCAGCAGUAUACCAGGUGACCUACCAGCUAAAGAUUCCUUGUACUGCUUUAUGUACUGUUUUAAUGUUAAACCGAUCACUCAGUAAAUUACAGUGGAUUUCAGUUUUUAUGCUGUGUGCUGGAGUCACACUUGUUCAGUGGAAACCGGCUCAAGCUACCAAAGUAUUGGUGCAGCAGAAUCCAUUGUUAGGGUUUGGUGCUAUAGCUAUUGCUGUGUUAUGUUCAGGAUUUGCAGGAGUAUAUUUUGAAAAAGUUUUAAAGAGUUCAGAUACUUCCUUAUGGGUGAGAAAUAUCCAGAUGUAUUUAUCUGGAAUUGCAGUGACAUUAGCUGCUGUCUACAUAUCAGAUGGAGGUGAAGUUAUAGAAAAAGGAUUUUUCUAUGGCUAUACAUACUACGUCUGGUUUGUUAUUUUGCUUGCCAGUGUUGGAGGACUCUAUACUUCUAUUGUGGUAAAGUAUACAGACAACAUCAUGAAAGGAUUUUCUGCAGCAGCAGCCAUUGUCCUUUCUACUGUUGCUUCAGUCCUACUGUUUGGAUUACAGAUAACACUCAACUUUGCUCUGGGUACCCUUCUUGUGUGUGUUUCAAUAUAUCUUUAUGGAUUACCCAGACAAGAUACAACAGUAAUCCAAGGGGAAGAAACCGCUUCAAAAGAGAAACUGAUUCACAUAUGAUGUUGUUUCUAAGAUUAAAACAUUUAUAUUAAAACAAAAAACAAACAAAAAAACUACAGCCUUAAGCUAAUCCUAGAAGGUAGCUUUAACAAAACAAAAAAAUUGAAUGUAUGGCAUGAGAACUUUUCUACUUAGUUAAGGAAUGUGUUGCCAACAUGACUAAGGGGCUCACUUUGUACAAUUUUAGGAAAACAGGAAUUACUGUAUAUAAUGUACAUAAAAAGCAUUUUAGUGCUUUAAAAAAAUGUGGGGUGUGGUUCUAGAUGAUGUUUUAAAGUGCCAAAGUUUUUUCUGCACUAAUGGGACUCUUGGUCAAGUACUAAAGAGAAAAUCCCUCUCCACCUUGCAAUGCAUGUAAUCUUAUUCCAACAGAGGCUUAGGCCUCCUGCAAAUAGGAUGCAUAAGCAGGAUGGGUCAAUUCAGAAACAGACUGAACAUGUUAUUUCCUCUAAGACUGAAUCCACUUGGUGACUCUAAUUAUAUCUAGGUGGUGACUUAGUGCUUCUUUAGCACUGUAUCUGUGCCAUUAGUAAUCUCAAUUCCAAUUUUUUUCAUAAAACUUUUUAUGUCACUUUUGUACUCUUUUAUAAAAUGAUCAGCUGUUGGAUUCAUUAAGAGUAAUUUGUGAAACCAGUGGUUUUUUUUUUAAUCUCCAUAAUGUUCAUGGGGAACUCAGCAAUAAACCUAAUUUAUUUACCUAA
This is a messenger RNA of Trichosurus vulpecula (common brushtail), 1799 nucleotides long. RefSeq names its product solute carrier family 35 member A1 (gene SLC35A1). Gene Ontology annotation, cellular component: Golgi membrane. NCBI's taxonomy places the organism in Eukaryota, Metazoa, Chordata, Mammalia, Diprotodontia, Phalangeridae. Gene Ontology annotation, biological process: pyrimidine nucleotide-sugar transmembrane transport. Gene Ontology annotation, molecular function: pyrimidine nucleotide-sugar transmembrane transporter activity. The transcript is spliced from 8 exons. The coding region runs from base 85 to 1098 and encodes 337 amino acids. The record is from RefSeq and is a predicted model, not a curated record.